Molecule: messenger RNA, 600 nt
Organism: Vespa mandarinia (Asian giant hornet)
Lineage: Eukaryota; Metazoa; Arthropoda; Insecta; Hymenoptera; Vespidae
Product: histone-lysine N-methyltransferase SETMAR-like
Source: RefSeq, a predicted model, not a curated record
UUUAAUUGAAUUUUUUUGCAUCCAACUUCACACUUAAGCCGCAUAAUCAUUACGUAUUUUGAGAGCUGAUAUAGCAAGGCUUGUGUGUGAAAAAGUCCAAUUGAUUCUACGUAGUAGUUUUUGGUUAGUGCCCUUUUAAAUAUGGAGAGCAAUCAGCAGCAUUUUCGUCAUAUUUUACUUUUUUACUAUAGAAAAGCUGUUCGAGCUAGAAAGAAAUUAACCGAUGUGUAUGGAGAAAAUGUGUUGACAGUACGCCAGUGCCAGAAGUGGUUUGCAAAAUUUCGAUCCGGCAAUUUUGAUGUCGAAGGUGCAUCACGUUCUGGAAAGCCGGUUGAAGCUGAUAAAGACACGAUAAAGGCAUUAGUUGAUGCAAACCGGCGAAUAACAACACGUGAGAUCGGUGAGAGGUUGAAUUUACCAAAUUCAACUGUUUAUGACCACUUGGAAGGCCUGGGUUUAACCCCGAAGCUCGAUAUAUGGGUUCCCUAUGUUCUCACCGAGAGAAAUUUGUGUUGUCGCAUUGACGUCUGCGAUUCGCUUCUCCAACGUCACGAAAAUGAUCCAUUUUUGAAGCGUAUCAUUACUGGGAACGAAAAAUGA